AAUAAGGAAACGAUCGAAAAGUAAGAGGAAAAAACAAUAAAGAAUAAAGAAGUGAAGUGGGUACUGAAAACGAGGAAUAAAAAGCGUGAAUUUAGAAAGUUCUGGAUUGCAAUUUGCACAAGUGUUUCCUUUUAUUUUUCAACAGUAAAUCAUCAAAUCGAAUCAAACACUUUAUAUAUAGGGUUGCAUAGAUUUUCAAUCUUUUGAUCUAUUCGCACUCCACUAACCAGGUUGAUGCAAUCUUCAAAAUCUCAGAAUUAACAAUCACAGGAUUUUUUUUGAUAAGCAAGAACUUGAAUUUCGAAAAUGCCAAAAAUUAGAAGAGCUCGGUCCCAAUCUAUUGAUUGCACUAGGUCGCAUCCUUACCCUUCCAACUCCAAAAACGAUGAGCUACAUAAACCCAAGAAUUUGGUGGGAUCAGUUGAUGACGUGAAAGAAUGGGAGGAUGCUACGUGUCCUAUUUGCAUGGAAUCUCCACACAACGCCGUUCUUCUGAAAUGUUCUUCCCAUGAGAUGGGUUGCCGUCCUUAUAUGUGUAAUACCAGUUACCGGCACUCCAACUGCCUUGACCAGUUUUGCAAGUCAUUUGGUUCUCAUCUCUCAUCAACAAUACUGCAAGAAAUCCCUCUCACAAGCACAACCUCUAACAGUAGGGAUGCUCAAUUAGAGCCUAGACACUCCUCAGAAUAUGGGAGCCAAUUGCAGGCAAAGCUCAUCUGCCCUCUUUGCCGGGGAGAGAUAUUUGGAUAUAUGGUCUUGGAGCCUGCUCGUAGGCACAUGAAUUCUAAACCAAGGAGUUGCGCUUCUGAGACUUGCGAAUUCCAAGGAACAUAUGCAGAACUCCGGAAGCAUGCUAGGUCUGAGCAUCCAUCCGUCCGACCAUCUGAGGUGGAUCCCUCGCGACAAAGUGAUUGGACGAGGAUGGAACGGGAAAGGGACUUAGAAGAUCUUUUUAGCUCAAUUCAUGCAAGACCUGAUGUUGAUAACAGAGACACAAUGUUGACUGGGGAUCUUGCUGAUUUAAUGUCCUUUUUCUUGUAUGAAAUAUUUUCUUCUAUUGAAGAUGCUAACAGGAUGGCUAGUUUGAUGUCGAGUAAUAGACAUAGAAUGCCAUUACAUGAUAGAAGGUCUGGAACAAUGCAGAGGAUACCAAAUGGUACACAGACAAGUCAAUCGGCUAGAUGGAGAUCCAAUUUACCUUUAGCACAUCAACCAGAGAGAACUCAGAGAGGAAGAAAUAUAUCAUCAUCCCGUGCUGUGCAGGCGAACCGUCCUGCUAGAUGGAGAACAAACUUAUCGCUGUCAUCAAGGAUGCCUCGUGAAGCUCACCAGUAUUAUAGAGAGGUGAGCCCAGGGUUGAGGAUGACAUCUUCAACAAGGAUGUCUCGAUCAGGAAUUUCUAGAACUACUCCGGAAAACACACCUUCAUUUGGAAGAAAUUCGUCAUCUGGAAGGACUGCUGCACAUCAUCUACGAUGGCGUGACCAAGGAUGGUCGUCGUCAUAGGAUAGGCAAUAAGGCUUUAAAUAAUGCAGUCUCUGGAACAAUUUAUUUGGUGAUUAUCAUUUAAUUUAAUUCCUUCAAGGAAAUCUUUUACAUUUUUUUCUUGUUUUGUUUUCUAAGAGAAUUGCAUCACUAAUA
Molecule: messenger RNA, 1641 nt
Organism: Arachis ipaensis
Lineage: Eukaryota; Viridiplantae; Streptophyta; Magnoliopsida; Fabales; Fabaceae
Source: RefSeq, a predicted model, not a curated record